Spirometra erinaceieuropaei is the source of this 16172-nucleotide messenger RNA. Lineage: Eukaryota; Metazoa; Platyhelminthes; Cestoda; Diphyllobothriidea; Diphyllobothriidae. The record is from the annotation of a GenBank genome assembly.
AUGAACGAUGGGAAACCUACAUGUCUCUGGAACACGAGGACUCCUCAAUACACAAAAGAAACUGUCGACUUUUUGAAAAGUAUAUUGAAAAGAAUUCUCUAUAAUUUUGUAGCGUUAAUGACUGAAGCCAAAAUAUCAAACCAAAUCAGACGAGAUAUUCAAAGGAACGUACAAAGUAAUACAAAUGUGCUUUUUAGUUUAAUUAAGCAGAUGGUCAGCCUCUUCCUUCUAAAUUUCCCGGAAGUAAGCAGAAUCACACCCGAAAACCAAGCCAUCCAAUGGAGUACGUGUUUUAUUGGAUAUGUUGUUAAUAAAUUCAUGGAAGAAGAAGACAAGUCCGGCCUGGAUUGCGAACGAGAGAAACGAUUAUUGCGAGCGGCGCAUAUGAUAUGCCGAAGCCAAAGCCUCUCCCCCGUAAUUUAACAUUCAGUGUUCACCGCAUGUAUUUUCUGAUAAGGCCAUUUGGAGAGCAGGUACUAUGAAAUCCGUCCUUGAGUGCGGUAGACAUCACGAUUUUCCAUCUUUCCACUUCAUCGUCUGUCUGAGAAGAUAAAGAGCAGAAACGGAGGCUGUCUUCGUAAAGAAAAAUGUGUUCCUGCCGAUGUUCCGCAAAAUUUACCGCCCACAUCGCCAAUCAGGAGGCGUAACUGACUCCGAACCCUCCAUGCCAUUUGUCACUGGCGAGCGCGUGCGACUUCGAUUAGCGUCACACACUUCUUAGCUGCAGCAGAGUCUGCUUGCCCGUCAGUUACAUAUGUUGCUUUAUUACAGUCGGCUUCCAGUAGGUUUCCGCACAAUGUUGCAUCGAUAAUGGGCAAGGAUUGCAUACAAGCACCAAAUUUUUCUGUUUCUCGCAUGUCAGUGAUGUAAAAAUGCUAUCUGAGAACCACUGAACGGAGCAAAGUCAGGCUUUUGACUGCGGAACCAAUGGGAAUAACCUUAAGACCUUUUGAGAUCGAUGUGAAACACAAACCAAUAUUAAUACCAGCCAGCAAAAAAUGGCCCUACAAGUCCGUCAGCGUUAGCAGGAUAAGUGGCGCUCUGCUGGCAGUCCGCAAUGCAAAAUGGCGAUAUCGUAUAGUUUAGGUAAACAAAAAACCUCACGCUCGCAGAGUUCCACGAUUUCUGACCUGCAAUCGAACGCCAUGCUCGAGUGUCUUUAUACAUAGCCAUGCACAGCAGAAAACCUAUAGUUUUAUCUUUGAGAAGGCGAGAAUUAACGUUCAAAGCCAUGAAAAUUUGACCAGGAGGGUUUUAAAAUUGGUCAUUGUUAAACCAGUAGACCUGCAUUCCACCUAUUAGUCGCAACGCGGAAGAUUUUAGUCAGUCUAGACAGAACCUACAGCAAAAAUGGACAAGGAACAGAAUGCAUUCCAAUACCAAAUAUUGCAAGGCUAGUCAAGCUCAGCACGCCUGAAUGCGGCUGCCGGAACACAAUGACACUUUGUCGAGAGUACAUGGAAAGACGAAGUCAUCCAAAUAUUUCGGCGGUGAGCCAGAGACUAAUGAGAUAACAGACGCGAUAUGGUCCACUAGGGGCACUGGAGCAGAAUUUCCACAACCUAGAAGCUGGCCAUUCCAAAAGUGAGAAGACGAACCAGCCGACGGGAGGCCAGUCAGAGAUCAUGUAACCAGCAUGAAAUAGAUGUUCACCGACAAGCCACAGAAGAAAAAAAUAUGAGUGAAGAAGAAGAGUCGAGCACCGGUACAGUUCGUUUAUUGUCCUGAGCUUUCAGACUCUUACAGGAGUCCAUCGUCAGAGGUAUUGGCAGAAACAGAGCAAGCGGCAGUUAUAAGGCACGUAGGCCCAAUCAUCGACCGACGGCGCACGACUGGAGGUAACUACGCAGGGCUCUGUACGCCGGCGCCAGAUCGAUAAAUCGAUUGACCAAGUUCUCAUCCGAGGCCUAGGCUUCAAUUAAUUUUCGUGCUUACUAACGAGCAACUUGUCUAGACAAUUAUAUGAGGAGGUCCCAAGUCAGGAGGCUGCAACAUAAACUAAAGUUAUGCGCGCCGGUCGUUGUUCUGGUACUAGGAAUUUGGAAUCGAUUGGCAGCAUAGGAGAGCACAAAGGUCGUUUUUUCGGGCGCGUUCAUAACAAUCAUCAGAUGACAAUUAUGAACAGGUGGAAAUGAUCAGGAUUAUCCGGAUCCCUCAACUGACGGCGUAAUUGAUAGUUUAAGGGACACAAGUAUGAGUAUUGUUUGUUCUGUAAAUCCCCCUCUCUUACUCGUUGUUUUCCCCGAAGGACACCUGACGUUACUAAGCAAACGAAAUACGUUCUAUUACAGUAAUUGUCGUAGGUUGCGGCGCGUUUUUCAAUAAUACUAUCAGUCUAUCAGGACUGUAUUGAUGAACUCUCUGUCCACGGAAGCAAUUCUAGAAAUGUCGCACAGAUUUAUCAUUUUCUUGGCGUCUAUUUCUGCGGCUAGAUCGCAGUUGGUAGCCCGGACUGGGAAGCGACGUCGACCUUAACCCUAACCCUAACCUCAACCGUUACCGUUAACUGUUAACCCUAACGGCAACCCUAACCCUAGCCGAAAUCGUCAACGUAACCGUAGCCCUUAGACACAGCCGUAACUGAGAAGCCUAACCGUAAUACUGGAACCUAUUUGUACGCUCAAACCCUAACCAUAACCCGAAAACCUAAGCCCAAAGGCGUACCCCUAACCGGAAAAUCGGAAACCAUUAACCGGUACUCUAUUCUGCUUCUAUUAUGAUGACUGACACUGGAUCAUAAACACCCCCAAGGAAUUUAAAUAAGGAAACCUCUCGGUUUAUUUCCCUAUCCAAAGUCUGUAAGUCAGUAAUUUUUGCUUCCCGCUAUACACUUCAGCGUUAGUAUGUCGGCGUCUCCUGCUUACUGUUACACUGUCGAGCAUCUUUAGACAGGUGACCCUUUUAGUUGGCAGCCUUACAUCAGUUUGCCGAAUUUUGGAAAAGUUGCGCAAGCAAACUGGCUCUAACUAAUGAGAGUUUUGGAUUAAAUUCUCAAGGUCAAUCAAGACAUGCAUGUUUCUUGCUGUAAUCGGAUCGGCGAACGCCCGUUCAACCUUGAUUGUGAUCCAAGACCUCCAAGAUGUCUGGAGUUUAAUACGCAAGCUCUUCACUUAACGCCCAAUGAUGAAUGGGGAAAAUGAUGAAUCGCGCAACCUUUCUCUUUGGGACUCUAACUUCUAUGUAUAAUUAUAUGCGUCGUCUGGUUGAUAAAGCCAUUCUUUAUUAAUUUCUUCACCAUAUGAAUGUAAUCGCUAGUCCAGCUGCCGACAGACUGUGGUUCGCCUUUAGUACAUCUGAAGCGGAGGGAGUUAUUCUAACGGGACGACACAAAAGUUGCAUCAUGGACUACAGUGACUCCCAGAACACUUAAACAAUUGGAGUUUCGCCAAGCCUGUGGCUCUUCUCAAAUUCACAAAUCUCAUGCAUCCCCAAUAAGUUCCUGACUUCGUUCGGAAGGCAUGAUAGACAUCGUUAAGAUGCGGGAAUCAAUGACUUCUGUGUUGUUAUAGACCAAAUAACUUUCAUCGGGCACUCUAUCGAGUUUGCUUUUAUGCAGCUGUCAGUAACAGGUCCGUCAGGAAAGUAUUCAUUUUCUAGAUAUCAGAGUAUUUAAGGACAACGGGGCCCUAUACAUUUUGACUUCCGACUUAAGCGUCAUCGGUUCUGACUCAUCUGCCACAUUUCUUAUGAUAUAAAUUGACCGUCUCCCUUCAAAGCAACAGACAACAGUUAAGAAAUCUCUCAUAUGUCAUUGAAUGAACUUUGAUGGACACCAUUACUUAAUUUCACGAUACGCAUUCGGAUAUGUUUUCAUAUAUUUUAAAGCCAAAAAAUUUCAUUAAACACAAUUCAGUGAGUAGUAUUGCGUUUGAUAAGUUUUGUAUAACAUAUCCGCCUGUUCAAACUUCAUUUUCUGACGUUAAAUUGUAGGCUGUUUCACCAAAAAAUAUCUGUUGAAAGUCAGCUUUGCUUGUAAAUCAAAGGGAGUGCCAGCAUCUAUGCCCCUAGGAUGAGGAAAGAUAAUUAAAUUAUUUAGCACUUUCUUCUCCCGCACUCCCUUACUUUUCUGCAUGAUUUGAUUGGGAGAUUAGCCCACUUCUUAGCGACUUAUGUGAUUUAACGUAAUACGUCUGCCUAAGCCAACGUAAAGUAGAGUGAAUAUAGGCACCGAACUUUUAUCGCGGAAUCAGCAACUUUUGCUUUAUACUGUUCUAAGGUUUGUAUUAACUGUCAACUACCCAUUUUUUCAUUUGGCUACUAGAAAUGAUUUUCUUGCAAUUUUAAUCGCGAGUCUCUGGAUGAGAUUCAGUCAAGGAAUGAAAGUAGACGUCUGGGACCGGUGACCUAACCGCAUGGAGUUCGGUACAGUCUGAACUUGCACCUGAUUGGUUUUGACUGUAGAUGCCUAACCUAACUGUUCGGUAUCGAAAUUCCAGAUGACUUGCCGUGACUGAAAAUGCAUCGGCCUGUGGCCCACACUCACUCUGUGCUGACAAUAAAGAAAAUAAGGGACAUUUUUCUCGGCUGAAACUCAUAAACAUUCUCAUAAAUGAUGGCUAUCUACGAAAUGGGGCUCAUCAGACGUGAAAUCCACUGCCCAGCAAGAAAUAUUAUAGGUUAAGAAAAGAAGAAAACCGGUCAAGCACAGGAACAGUUUGUUUAUUGUUUUUUAGGCCAUCAGCUUAACGUCACAGCCAUCAAGAUAAGUGCUCACCGUAUAAACAAAGCAGGUCGAUAAUUGAUUGAAGCCUUUGUCCCGGAUGAGAACUCAGUUAAUCGAUUUACUGAUCUGGCGCCGGCGAACAGAGGCCUGCUAAAUCGCCCCCAUUUUAGAAUCGUCGACCCAGGAUUGGCCGAAAUUCCCUAUUACUGUCGCUCGGUCUUUUGUUGAUACUAUUCCCGGACGGUGGACUCUUGCAGAGUUCGAAAGCUCAGAGCUGUUAUCAAACUGUCCCUGUGCUCGAUCAGUUUUCUUCUUUACCUAUACAUAAACCUGAAGCUCGAACUUUCGCCUGCAUUCGUGUUAUAGGUUUUUUGCCGGCCAAACCUGACAUCUUACAAGUAAAAUAAAAUCGGUGCCACAGAGUGAUACCGAAAGAAGCGAAAAUACACUUCGCCCCAAAUUCCUCUGUUAUAUGGAGACCACCAUCCCCCCUGUGUACACCUUAGUUUCUAAACUCACCUGCGCAUAAAUGUAUAUUUGACAAAGGGAAACGAAUUAGCUGUCAAAUCAUUUUUGAAAUGUGGAGGGCCAAAAUUGCUUAUUCUCUGCUACAAAAAAACAUCUAAAAAUGAGGUCGAAAUCCGCUCAGACUCCUCAAACCAGUAGUUGAAUCAUUCGGUCAAAUAAAAACCUAAAGGCUUACAUAAAAUUCUUGUUGAUAUCUUCCUCUUCUUCUUCCUCCUCCUCCUCCCCCUUCUUCUUCCUCUUCCCCAAAGGGGGUUCUCGUAGCCAAAGUAACCAGUUCACACAUAGAUGCAGCCGCGAUUAGCAGUACAUGUGAGAGUCAUAUUCCUCAAUGAAUCACCCUUAUACUCUGACAACCAGAGUCAGAGCCCUCCACUUCUGCACUUUCUAGUCUUAAAGGAUCGCCAGGUCGAAAAGGAAAGACUUGCGAACAUUUUCGCCUAUGGAACCGAUCUGGCUAAGGAGUUCGAGAAGUUCAAAGCCCAGAAAGCCAGAAGACGUGAAGCCGCCGCGAAGUCGGAGCAAGUUGAGAUCGACCGCUUUGAUGAACGUAAGUUGGUCGUCACUUCCCUUCAUUGCAAUGAGGUUUCAACGCAAUUUGGAAACACGCUCUAGACAUUCGUCUUAAACAAUUGUCAUGGUCACGGUCUGAAGUAUAGGAAUGUUAUCUCAUGAAAUUUUAGGCGGGGUUCGGAAGUGUGUCGUCGACUCGAAAAGGGAACUUAAGCAGGGUUAUAAUAGUAACGACCAUGCAAGAGAAUCCAAAGAUAUUCCGGUCACAUCACUAUGCCCCUCUUUUGAAAGAUCUUCUUCCCAGCCGUCCGAAAAACCAAACCCUGCAAGGAAUGACUAAAUUAGUUUGAAUUUCUCCAUAGAUCUUCGGUGCCAUCAUAAAUCCAAGUAUAUACUAUAGAAAAACAUGCACACAAUCAUCGUUAUUUUAUUCAUUCGAUACCAAGCUACGUAUUCUUUUAAGUUUAUACUCAAAGUAAGAGCAUAAUUGGGUUUUAAAGCACAUAUUCAGUCCCUGAAUAAUUUUGAACACUACCUAUUUUUACAAAUACCUUCAGGAUUUCCAAACUGCAAGCUGUAUAUUUUCCAUGUAGGGAAAAUCAUUUAUCUUUAUGCGUCAUCAAGAAGAUAUCAUAUAGGGUUGAUAAGAUUUUGCGGUGGAUUUGAACCAUAUCGUAUACCUUAGAAGCAGAAUUAGUAAAUGUAAACAAAUGAACGAAAAUUUCACGGUCAUAAAAAGGUUCACAGUUAAAAAUCUAGUUGAAACCGGAAGAUACUAUUUCUUCAGAUAUUAAAUUUAAGGGAACAUAAUCUGAAACCCAAGGCGUAAAGGGACGAAAAUUUUUGUGCUUUUUUAUAAAAUAUAUUCGAUUUUAUUAAAGCAUCCAAAAUCAAUGAGAAAAAUUCACACUACCUAAGUAGUCAUUCUUUGCAGAGCAGUAUUACAGACGACCGGGAAGAAACUCGUUCAAAAGGUCACAUCUUGAUGCGACUGAACUAUAUUGGGAUUAUAUUGCACGAUAAGUAAUAUCACAACCCCACUUAAGCAACCUUCUCAAAUCGAAAACACAUCUCAGAAUUUCGGUCAACAUUUUACGAGAUCACACACCCACCGUAAAUGGUAUAACUCCUGGCGCAUAACCAAGCAUGAUGGAAGCCAUGGCUAAUCCAGGAAACUUCAGUUUAUAAAUCCGAGUUUGCCUAACCACACAGGAGUCCAUCGAUAGAGAUAAGAAAACGGUGACAUGAGGGAAUGCAAAGUAUCGGAUGACGCGGCCAGUUAGCCGUCAGCGUCACAAGAUUUCAGGCGUCUGCGCAGGAGAGUUUACGCAGACGAUAGGGCUGAAGGUUCGCAAGCCGAGAGAGACCAUUCAAGGCUGGAACAGAAUCAGUCACCGGUUGGAGCCUCCGAAAGUAGCGAAUUAUCGAGGGCACCUCGAUUCGUCCAAUCCUCGAUAUGAGGAACUCGUAAAAUGGCCAGCGGAGAAACUUAAUUCUCUGCAGUAUAAGCUGGCGCCACGUAACUAUCGGGAUGUCUUUGAAUUCACUAACAGCGUGAAAGACCUCGAUCUAAACGGGAUGAUCAUGUUUUCGUUAGAUAUUUCAUCUCUUUUUACGAACUUACCGGUCGUAGAAACGGUCAGCUACCUUUGUAAUUUCACUGCCGCCAAUCAGUAGGAUAUAGGAAUGUCGGUGAAUGUCCUGAAGGAAUUGUUAUUGAGCUGUACAUUAAAUGGGCAGUUUCUACUUCACAACAAUCUUUAUGGACAGAUGGACGGAGUAGCUAUGGACUUGCUCCCUUUUCCGCUUUUUGCGAACAUAUUCAUGUGCAAGCUAGAAGCUUUCCAACUACGUCACCAGAUCAACGGUCUGAGAUACUAUGGGCCGUACGUGGAUGAUAUAUUCGCGAUUGCACCGCAACAAAAUUACGCCUCAGUUCUACUGAAUGAUGUAAAUCAGGCGCAUCCAUCAAUCGAAUUCAAGCUGAAAGAAGAACAGUCCGGUUCGUAUCCCUUUCUGGAUGUACUUCUGAGUAGAAGGCCUGAUGGCAGUAUUCGAGGUACCGUCUACAGUAAGAAGAUAUGAUCCAGGCAAUACACCCAUUUUGGGAGUUUCGUACCGCUAAAUGUGAGGCGUAAUUUAGUCCGCUGUUUGAAAGAAAGAGUGAGAAGAAUCUGCUCAGCUGACAGCGUUGAGAUAGAGCUGAAGAUCAUCGAAAGCCUUUUUCGCCAGAACGGGUAUCCUGAUGGAUUAAUUGUUAAGAACAUGGCUGGAAGACCACCAAAGCCACUGACACUGACAGCAAGAAAGAUAUGGGUUUUCAGUAGGGUGCCAUUUCAAGGGGACGGGCCAAAAGAACUUUUAAUAAGGCGCCUAACUCAAGCUGUAUCACAGACCUUUCCAACAGUUGACACCCGUGUACUGUUCUCCACUAGUUCCAUCUUAUACGGAGGGGGCAAGGAUACACUACCAGCUCAGACCACCUCUAUGUGUAUUUACUCCUUCACCUGCUCCUGUGGGGCAGAAUAUAUUAGUCGCAUGAGCCGGCGUUCGUCCAAAAGAAUAAAGAACAUCUUCCUGCCUGAUUAGGAAAGGGCCAAAUAAAAUAACCACCAGCUCCAUCCGCCCACACAUAGUAGACACCGACUACCGUGUAGACGCCAGAGAGGCCUUCAGAGUGAUCUACAAGGUCCCAUCAAGCUAUCCAAAACUGCUUGGGCAGCGCUUGUUGGCUGCGGCAGCGGCGGCUGCAAUCAGGUUACACGGACCGGUCCUAUGCGCGCAAAAGAACUUCAUACAGGUCCCACAGUUGUCAUGGCUGAAAACCGCUAGGCCAGCCACCCGCAUAUAAUUAUCUUUCCCGGGCCCAUCUUUUCCUUGGCGCUGAGUGGAAUUCUGGUGUUUCACUCAUCCCCCUCCCCCAAACCCGAGCUACAGCAUGAAUAUCUACUCGCACGUAUCUUCGGACUCAUUAUUUCAAUAACCAUAUAGAUGUACAGGCCUGAAAAGAAUUUAUCGAAAGCGGACGUAUUCUCGCCAGCUUGCCUUUUGUAUUAUCGAUAUAUUGCCAAAAUUCUGUGAUACGCCUAUAAGUGCAGACUUUCCUGGACUUAAUCGACAAAAAAAGAUUUGUUAAACUGAUUUGACUGUUCACAGUAAAUGAGUCGGAAUUAACCGGUUCUGUAUUUUGAACAAAUUUAGCAUCUAUCGAUUGCUCGUUGUCAGACCUUUACUUUGAAUCAAAUAGAGUACUUUCAGACCCGCAGGUAGGUUAAGUAUAAACUGUGUACAGGCUCAUUAAGCGUCUCUGAAUCUACAGUGCCAUCUAGAACGGAUUGUUACAAGGGCAGGGAGUGCGAGACGACUCCGAGUCGUGUGACUGUGUUCGUUUACAAAUCGACCCAGCCAAUGCUGUCGACUCCACCCUUGUGUUUGCAUCAGUUAACACCAGUUCGGUUUGUCUUCACGAACCAGUGCGACCAAUGUCCCGCGAUCGACCGUUGGGACCGCAACAGUUGGAGUUUAAGGACUGUCAGACCUAAAAACCCCUCCAGGUCUGACUUAACCAUAUGCAUAAAAUUCAUUAGCCGACUACCAUUUAAGAUGCGCCACUUGAGACAAAAAUAAGCCUAGAUAACUGGCAUUGCGGGUGAACGUCUAUCUGACUAAACGAAAUUCCUCUACCGUUGUUUGCGGCCAGAAAAACACAAGACGGUGGCUGCUCUUGAUCCAGAUGAGUGCUUUCCGGCGCGUUCGUAGGGGUUGUACUCGGGGGCAUACUUGCAUGUAAGCACGAACGGUAAUCGGUCGUUUUGCAGUUGUUACGUAGAUUAAUCGUUUAUUUAUCAUGCGCCUUGUUACACCAGACUCGACUGAUUUCCCCAUUUUAAGGAUCGUCAGCAAACACAAAGACCUGCGAUUUAGGACAUCCACUAGAUUGUUGAUCCAAACUUGGAGGCGUAUCGGCCCAAGGACUAGGCUUCAGAAGACCUCAUAUAAAACGGCAGUAGAUGUAACCUUUGCGGCCUGGAAUUGUUCGAUUAAUAAUCAGUUGGCCGCAGCAGAUUUCCUCUUAUUCGAGUGUCUGCAGGUUUGUGAAUAGGCUGCUGAUAUGGAACGCGGUCAAAGGCCAGUUAAAAUCAAUACAUAUGAUUUUGAUCCAGCCUUCCACCUCCUUGAGCAAACGCAGUUCAGUGUCUAGCUGAUUGCCUCGAACUGAAAGUGAGGAACGGUUCUGUCUGUAGUCGUGUUAGAGCCUUGGGAUUACAAAGUUGUUCUCUGAAAAUAUUUAUUUCCGACUUGUUAAGUAUUCUUGUCAUUACCCUUCGUUAGGUACGGUCCACACUGACGGAAUGACUAUUAUUAGGCCAACUCUUAUAUAUCGCGCAGAUAUUUGCACUUUGCCAUACGAAUGGAAGUCUUCCUAAGUCAACUGACAGAUGACAAAUAUAAAGUAGGCGGGCUAACUCAUGGAAUGUCAACCGAAAUUCUGAAAUGCAUUUUCUUUUCGAAAAGAUUAAUUAAGUAGAGUUGUAAAACUGGUCAGUCUGCAACAUAAUUCUAUAAUAUUUCAGUUACGUCAGGAUUCCGCCUUUCGAAUGAACUUCCUUCCGGCUGUAUGCACAAAUGCACUUUGUAGAAAACGACUACUUAAGUAGCAUGACUUUCUCUCAUUGAUUUUCGAUGUUCCUAAAAGUCCAAUGAUAUCUCAUGGAAAAAAAACAAAAAUAUUCACCUUUUGCUCAUUCGGUAGACAAUUGCAUCUUCUUCCAAUCUUAUACUUGAAGGAAAUGUCUAAUUCGGUUUUCAAAGACUUUUCCAAUUCCCGAAUAAUUUUGAACCCGCUCUACCGUUACACUUGGAUUCAGGGUUUCAAAACCACAAGCCGUAUAUUUUUCGCGUACAGAAAACCACACAUUUCUCUGCGGUAAUAAGGGGAACCAUAUAGGAUUCAUAAAAUUAGGCAGUGGAUUUGAUUCAUAUUGUUAACUUUACAAGUCAAAUUGGUAAAUGCAGAGGCAUGAUGAUUUAUGAACGGUCAUUUCACGGUAUUUAAAAGUCCCACAAUUAGAAACUUUUUAAAACCGAAUUAUAUGCUUCCUUUGAGUAUAAAAUUAGAAGAAGACGUAAUUGUCUACCGAAUCAGCUAAAGAAUGAAUAUUUUGUAUAAUUUGAAUUUUAGAAGCAUUGGAAAUCAAUGAGAAAAAUUCAUGCUUCUUAAGUAGUCAUUUUUACAGAGUAUAGUUUUUGCAUGCAACCGGAAGAAAGUUCAUUCGGAAGGCGGCAUCCUGAGGUAACUUAAAUAUUAUAGAAUUAUGCUGCAGGAUGACUGGUUUUACAACUCUACUUAAGUAAUCUUUUCGAAGCGAAAAGGCAUUUCCGAAUUUCGGUUGACAUUUCAUGAUUUAGCCCACCUGCUGUAUAGUACGCGGGCACAUACUACGCUUCUGGCGCAUGCGUACACGUACACACUACCUGCAAUACUUCGGUUGAAAUCCUGAGCCCUUCCGUGGUGUUGCUUUCGCGUCAGACUAAUCUCUGAGACGGUCAGUCAUCCAAUCACUUGACGUAGGUAUGUCCCGAGUCAACGUGCACUGACACUGGCUCCAGCGGAGCUGGAAGCGCGCCUCAUGUGCGGCCGUCAAACCUACUUUCCAUACUUUCUGUACAGCAUGCAGCGCCGUCACUACUAACGUCUUUCGUCUCCUCUAACACUGGACCUGACCUGAAGGUUAUAAUGGGCAAUGUCUUUCCCUGGCUUCUGCGACGUGCACGCAGAAAGUGAGUAACCUUCUGCGAACUAAAUGGGCUCUCGUGUCCGACGACUAUGUGGUCGCAGAUUAUGUGGUGGUGAUACCUUCAGGCUGCCAUCAAAUAAGGUCAAUCCGGCGACUGUCUGCUUUAGAAGUAUGGCCACACCCCCUCGUAGGCCGGCUGAAGCCGGAACCUCACCUGCACAUUGCACUCACUGAAGUCUCAACAGAUCUUCACGAUCUGCGACUUAGGAUGCGGUUGCAACAAGCUUUUCACUGGGCUACUGUGGACUUAAGUGUAUGCGCUUGAUCUCUUUCCCCGUGGGGUCAAUCCGCGUAUUUGUCCUCCGUAGACUGCACAAUUCGCUUUCUGCUACCUUGACAUCCGUUUAGGGGAAGUUGAAGAAAGCCAGAAAUUUGACAGCCUUCUAGUCCUCCGCCCCACUCGUUAUUUUGAGCUUUCGUUGCAUAGUGACGAGUUGGGACUGAGUUGACUUCAUAUGCUUGAAGUUCAACAUAUGCUAACGUAGCGAUCUCGUUAAUGCAGCAGCAGAGUUCACUCAAGAGCAAAUCGCUAGAUUGGUAACCUUUAUGUCGUUGCCAGCAUCUUCGGGGCUUGUGUGGAAACAACAUUUUACGUAGACUGUCAAAAUAUAUCUUAUGACCUCUUUUUAAGGAAGUUACGCCUUCUUAGGAACGGAAACCACAAAGUUCCCAAAGCAUAUCAUUUUAAAGACCAUAGUUUUUUUCUAUUAAAUUUCAGCUCUCAGUUAGCGCAAACAAACUCUUCCUAUGAAAAAGAUUGAUAAAAUUUACUUAUGUACUAAAAAUUAUUAAUAAAAUUUAUGCACUAGGUAUAAAGUCGUUUGGGUUUUCAAAAAAUGUAAUAUCCAGUACAUUUUUGAAAUGUAAACUUUAAUCUUUCAAGGCUACUCCGUGCGCGUUCUUUCGGAAAGUAAUAUUAUACUUUUUCACGUUGCUUUGGCUACGCACACCGGAACAUUUCGCAAAGCAUAUGUAGGUCAAAUGGUAGGUAUAACAGAAGAUGUGCCAAAUCAUAAAAUGUUAACCGAAAUUCUGAAAUGCGUUCUCGACUCGCAAAGAUUACUAAAGUAGGGUUGUAACAUUAAUCAACAUUCAACAUAAUCCCAAAAUAGGCCAGUCACGUCAGGAUCCCAGCUUUUGAACGAACUUCUUUUCGGCCGCCCGGAAAAACUAUACCCAGUAAAAAAUGACUACUUGUGUAGCAUGAAUUUUUUUCAUUAAUCUUUGAUGCCCUUGUGAAUUCAAAGAUAGUUCAUAGAAAGCAUGCAUGAAAAUAUUUAUUCUUUUACUCAUUUAGUAGAAAACUACGUCUUCUUCCAAAUUUUGUUCUUGGAUGAAGAGCGUAAAUUAGUUUUUAAAUCUUUCCCAAUUCCCGAAUAAUUUUGAACCCGACCUGCCGUUAAACCUGCAUUUAGCGUUUCCAAAUUACAAACUGUGUGUUUUCCGCGUACAAAACAUCAUAUACGUCUAUUAAAAGGAGGUCAUACGGGGUUCGUAAAAGUUAGAAGUGGAUUUGAGUCGUAUUAUAAAAUGUACAUGCAACACUAGUAAGUACGCUCGCUUGCGCCUACUGUCAGGAAUGCGUCACAAAUUGCCCCUCACUUGGGAGUAUUUUCAAAGUACUCCAUUACUCAAACUGGUAAGUAUUAAGUGAGCCAAGUCUUCCACAAAGGAUUGAGAAAAUCACUUGUUCAUAGGGCUUUAAACGAAGAAUGAUCAGGUCUGUGGAAGUGUUACAAAAUGAUUAAAUAACCUAUUAGCUAUGUAAUCAGGCGGAAGGGGUACCCAAUGAUAUGUCCCAAUCGCGGGGCAGAAACGGGUACUCAUGGAUGCCCUUCGAAUUCUCGACCGGAGCUAUUGCGGGCGUUCGCGCAACGACGACAAUCAGAAAUCGAUAAUUCCUGUCGACCAAAGGACACGAGAGGUGGUAUUGCUAGCUUAUCCGCCGCCAUCAAUCGGUGGCUAGCGGACACCGCGUCAGAUGCCUAAGAUUUGAGACCAAGGGAAUCUUGGUUAACCCCCCCCCCCACUUGAGCUACGAUCCGCCAGGAUCAGACAUUUAUAGCUGACGAUGAUAGGCGGACCAGAAACGGUCGCGCCCGUGUCCCUUAUUUUCAUCGACAACACCAGUCAAGUUCGGUUUCUUCCGGGGCUGGACCGACGCCAGAAAAGAAGCUCGAACAGACUCUUUUGGCAGCCUUUCUGGGUUAAUCGAUAUCUACAAUUAUACUCGGCAACCGCCAGUAUUGAAAAACCGGAUCUAGAUAAUCAUUUCUAGGUUCCGCAAAUAUUCCCUUGCUACAUUUGAAAAGUCAGGUUUGCAAACAUGUGUUUUCAGUAAUUCAGCAUCAGGCCAAUAUGGUUACAUAGAAAAUGAAAAUACGAGAAAGCGACAGGGUGAGUCGUCCCUGAGGCACUUAUGAACAUUGUCAACAUCCCGCAUUUUCAUCUUCUGUGUAAGUGUGUGGGCUUGAUGACAAAAUUACUGAAUAUAAUCGUUCGUCUUUGAAAAUUUGCUGGAUGACUUUAUUUCGCAUCUCAUGCGAGUAUAUGCUGGCUGUAUGAUCCAACAAUAAAUCCCUGACAAAUACUUAUAAAGGCUAUUAAGAUAGGCAGCACCAGAUGAUUCCAACCAGCAUCCUGAGAUGAUGCGGAAAAAUUGCAGGAAUUUUAGACGGUUUACUGAAUUCGAGCGUUUUUAUCCAUCUACUGUGUUCUCUUAGUGUUUGAGGAGCUGAAGGACAGAAAGCGUUUUCUGGACGAGAUGUAUGAGCUCGGACGAGGCCGAGAAUACGCCCCAAUGAUCGAAACGGAAAUAUCUCAGGCAAGAGACGACUGGCUUUCAUAUUUGAAGUGAAUUUAAUUGUCCCUUGGAUUACUUAACAUAUCAAAAGUCACGUCGUCAUACGCUGGAAUGAGUACUGCCUAAGAGCUGAGAUACGCGUAAUCGUGUGAGGCCGGAUUCAGGGCUACGGCACACCAUUUCGACUUCUCUGGUUUUGAUCCAGUUAUUGACUCUGCUUCUGACAGACCUUGGUGAACGAAUUUAUCCACUCGGUUGAUCUAUAAAAGACCUUUUCUUUGUUAACCCGCAACUAUCUCAAAAAAUUCUUAAUUCAAAUAAUUGUUGUCGUAAAUCCCAGCUACGUGUAAAAGAAGCAGGACUGUGGGAAUAUCGUAUUUUUACAAUCUGCUGUGACGAAAAUUGUUUACAGUUUGUAGGCAACUCAAACAACCUCAGGACUUCUUCAUAUUGUGUUUACCUUCUGCUUGCAAAGAGCCUGUCUUCGUAGUCGCAGUAGAAGAGUUGGCAGACCAGUUCAAAUGUUCGUGCUGCCGGUCAUAGAGAGGAUCUAUAUUCUCCCCAGUCGGUAGAAGGGUCCCCGUAACUGCGGCAAUGUUCACCUUGUGCGUGUUACAGAAUGGUUGGCGUAGUACGGUGACUCGUGUGUUGAAAAGAAUUGCCCAGGAUAUGUCGCACCCUCUCCUUCCCAACUCUCCCGGACCUGGUGGAAUAACUGACCCGAGACAAUCAGAGGGGGUCUCAGGCUCCAUGGCUGAGAAAAAUAAACAGUGCGGUCUGAUAGUUCGACUGUGGUUGCCGACGAUGUGCAUCGUGUGCUCCACAACAGGAUGAGAGCAGGGACGGUGACUUGUGCGUGAAUUAGUUUAUAGUCAUAGUAGACUUACACAGCAUCUACCGCACUCCCUACUGCUCCACCACACGGACCCGGUGUCAAGACAGACUCGAAAAGGCCGGAGGCGGGGAAGGACGCAGGUGAGUGGCACGGUCGCGCCCGCACCUUGGCGCUCCACCGCACGUCCCCUGACCCACAUAACAAAUAACCAGGUUUUUGACCAAUAACAACAAAAAUGGAAGGGGUGGCAGAGGUCCCAGUGUGAGCGACGUCUACCAGCAACUGGGUCUGCCACCGCACCCCCAUAAUGUUGGCAUUUGUUAUGGGUGCGCAAAUCCGAUACCGCUUGCCAGAAUCCGAUCUGGCCCUUGUAGUGGUCCCGCCUGGUCCGUUUGUGGGGCCAGCGUGCCGCGCACGGUCCGGUCCAAGCACAGGGGACCUGGUUCUCUCGGAAACAAGAAGGCGGCGAGUUUGUCUGCACGCACGUGUAAUGAGCUCCCACUGGCUCGGCUGCAAGAAGCCGGGGCGGCUCGCUAGGGGUUUAUUAAAUUCUACAGAACACUGAAAAAGUGAAGACCGAGUUACUCAGUCGCUUGGCGGCCCUCGAAACCACAACUUUAAGCGCAGUAUCUGACUACUUCGGCGUCUCAGCGCCUCGGUUCCGUCCUGUGGUGCGCUGUCUUCAAUCUGUGUCGAUUUGACGCAUCUCUAGUCUGUUUUAAUAAAAAUGAGGUCAUGAAGUUUCUUGUUCACCCACCUUGAAGAGGCUCAGACCUUAAACCCCGGUCUCAAAACGUAGCACCGGCCCUAAUUCGAAUCUCUCCGGCUAAAGAGGCAAUGGCUUCAAGUCUUAAUCCCCAAGCUUGAACCUCGACCUCAAGAGAGGUCGAAGCAAAAAAGUGCAAGUCGCGUUUUGGGGGUUUUAAGUAUUGAUUCUUGACAAAAAAAGUGAUUUUAACAAUCUUUCGCAACUUUUAGAUUAUUCGAGAGAUGGAACUGAUAGACAAGAAGAAAUCCGUCGAAGGAAAGACGUGA